This is a messenger RNA of Cebus imitator (Panamanian white-faced capuchin), 2232 nucleotides long. It is a transcript of the gene DOC2A, whose product is annotated as double C2 domain alpha. Gene Ontology annotation, cellular component: membrane. The transcript has 11 exons. Bases 251 to 1831 code for a protein of 526 amino acids. Lineage: Eukaryota; Metazoa; Chordata; Mammalia; Primates; Cebidae. The record is from RefSeq and is a predicted model, not a curated record.
AAGGAGUGAAGGAGGCGCCGUAGCCGCGCGCGCGGGCGGGAGCGGGGGCCCGGGUCUCCCAGGAGGAGUUGGGGAACACCCGGCAAUUCUGCCGGCCGCUUCCCGGUGGCGCAGGGAUCCCGCGUGUUUGCGAGUGCGUGUGCGUGCGAAGUUCUCCGGGUGAGUGUGCCAGCGCGCGCCUGGAGGGUGUGCAAGCUUGUGAGCGUGCACACGUGGGCACAGGCGUGUGCGCGCGGGGGUGCCCGGCUGGAUGUGUACACUUGAGUGUGUGCCGGCCCGCGUGCCCCUGCGUGAGUGUGCGCGCGCGAGCACACGUGUCUGUGUGUGCCCUCGCGUGCGCUACGAGCGGGCCCUGGGUGGGAGCCCGAGAUCCCGCCCCCUCCCCAGCCCCGGCGCCCCUCCCUGCCCCCAGCCGGCGGCGCCGGCUGCAUCCUCGCCUCCACCUCGCUCACCCCCUCCUCCCCUGACUUUCUCGGCUCUCCUUCCCUGUCGGCUCACACCGCCGGACUCCGCGCUCUCCUCGCCCGCCGCCUUGGGGAUCGCCGGCCGCCGCCGCUCCACCUGCGCCCGCCGUUCCCCCAGUGCCUGGGCACCUGUUGGAGGCAGAGACAGCCAGGGGUGCUGCAUGAGGGGCCGCAGGGGCGACCGCAUGACCAUCAACAUCCAGGAGCACAUGGCCAUCAACGUGUGCCCCGGGCCCAUCCGGCCCAUCCGCCAGAUCUCUGACUACUUCCCCCGCCGGGGACCAGGACCUGAAGGGGGCGGCGGGGGCGGUGGGGAGGCCCCCGCCCAUCUGGCCCCCCUGGCUCUGGCCCCCCCUGCAGCCCUCCUUGGGGCCACCACGCCUGAGGAUGGUGCAGAGGUGGACAGCUAUGACUCGGAUGAUGGCACCGCCCUGGGCACGCUGGAGUUUGACCUUCUCUAUGACCAGGCCUCUUGCACUCUGCACUGUAGCAUCCUCAGGGCCAAGGGCCUCAAGCCCAUGGAUUUCAAUGGCCUUGCAGACCCCUAUGUCAAGCUGCACCUGCUGCCUGGAGCCUGUAAGGCCAAUAAGCUAAAAACAAAGACUCAGAGGAACACGCUGAAUCCUGUGUGGAAUGAGGACCUGACAUACAGUGGGAUCACGGAUGACGACAUCACACACAAGGUUCUCAGGAUUGCCGUGUGUGAUGAGGACAAGCUGAGCCACAAUGAAUUUAUUGGGGAGAUCCGAGUGCCACUCCGCCGCCUCAAGCCUUCGCAGAAGAAGCAUUUUAACAUCUGCCUCGAGCGCCAGGUCCCGCUGGCGUCCCCCUCUUCCAUGUCGGCAGCGCUGAGGGGCAUCUCCUGUUACCUGAAGGAGCUGGAGCAGGCAGAGCAGGGGCCAGGGCUGCUGGAGGAGCGUGGCCGCAUCCUGCUGAGUCUCAGCUAUAGCUCGCAGCGCCAGGGACUGCUGGUAGGCAUCUUGCGCUGUGCCCACCUGGCUGCCAUGGACGUCAACGGUUACUCGGAUCCCUACGUCAAGACGUACCUGAGGCCUGACGUGGACAAGAAAUCCAAGCAUAAGACGUGUGUGAAGAAGAAGACUCUCAACCCAGAAUUUAACGAGGAGUUUUUCUACGAGAUAGAGCUCUCCACUCUGGCCACCAAGACCCUGGAAGUCACAGUCUGGGACUAUGACAUUGGCAAAUCCAAUGACUUCAUCGGUGGCGUGUCCCUCGGGCCAGGUGCCCGAGGCGAGGCCCGUAAGCACUGGAGCGACUGCCUGCAGCAGCCGGAUGCAGCCCUGGAGCGCUGGCACACCCUGACCAGCGAGCUGCCCCCUGCGGCCGGUGCUCUGUCCUUAGCCUGAGUGGACAGCAGUGCCCUGCACAGGCCCAUCGGGCCGGGCCCAGUACCCAACCUUCGCACGAGUGUGUUGCACGUUUACACGGGGUGGGCAGCCCCCACUCUGCACUACCUGUCUUAUUUUUGUGAGUCUCAGUGACCCAGGUCUGUCUGCUCGUGAGGGGCUGUGGAGUUCUAUAUUCACAUAUGCAAACCUCCUGCCUGACUCGCUAGUCCCUGCAAAUAUGCAAACACCCCAUCCUCUGCAUACCUGGGCAGUGCUCAGAGCCCGGCCCCAGGCCCUUGAGCUCCUCACUCCGGCCUCUCCACGCUGCCCCGUCCCUCUCCCCCGACAGGGAGGAGGUCGGAUUAGGGGAGGUUCAGAGGAGGAGAAUGUCUCAAAAAAGAAAGAAGACAAAAAAAAAC